AUGACUGAUAGUGAAAAGACAGAUUUUGAAGUCAAAGCAGCUACAGUGCAGACAGCAAGUGCAACUCAAAUGCUCUAUGAAGCUGAAGAUCUCACUAAAGAAAGUCUUAACAGAGUUAUCUUGAGCAUGAAGAUGCAGAGUGCUACUGUCAGUGUGAUCAUAGCAAAAUCUCUGAACAUUUCUACUAUUACACUCUUGCAAGAAAAGCAGCAAAGUGACACUGAUCUAUCUAUAAUCUUCAUAAGACAUUGA
Messenger RNA from Paracoccidioides lutzii Pb01, 252 nucleotides. RefSeq lists its product as hypothetical. The transcript has 3 exons. Bases 1 to 252 code for a protein of 83 amino acids. The record is from RefSeq and is a predicted model, not a curated record.